Messenger RNA from Dicentrarchus labrax (European seabass), 1063 nucleotides. RefSeq names its product C-type lectin domain family 6 member A-like. Bases 137 to 1033 code for a protein of 298 amino acids. The transcript is spliced from 7 exons. NCBI's taxonomy places the organism in Eukaryota, Metazoa, Chordata, Actinopteri, Moronidae. The record is from RefSeq and is a predicted model, not a curated record.
CACCGGGCUGUUCUUUUAUAUCUGCUUUUGAGAAAACAAAGGCUUUCAGGUAUUAAAACAAUAUUUGAGGACUCAGAGAAACAGCUGGCGGAGAGCCAAUAUGCUUUAAUGCAGCAAUUACUUAAACAAAACCUUCAUGCCUGUAGGAACCGAUGAAACCAUGGGAGUGAGCAAUGGAUCAGCUCUGCUGGAAGAACAACAGGAAACAUCUGCAGACAAAAAAACAAUAUCCCAGUUACUGGGGAUAAUCCACAAACCUCGCUGCCAGGGGGCGGCUGAAGUCUCAGCAACAUUCUCAACACUUCAGCAAAUAAAACUGAAACUCUCAGCAUGUCUGGAUUCCAUUAGAGGUUGGUUCAGUGAGUACAGACAGCUGGCUCAUUUCUUCUCUCUGCUGUGCUUCCUUCUCGUCAUCGUCACUCUGCUCCAGACUUUCUGCUUGGUUCAGAUCACCUUCCUGUUCCAGUCACAGUCAACCCUGCAGGAAACCAAACUGAGAGAUCUGACAAACAGACUGGAGAAGCUCAACCAGUCGUAUCACCUCCUGUUCUCCCAGUACCCGGCUCUGAACCAGUACUGCCCAGUCAGCAACUCCACCACUGGUGAGAGAGCGUGCAGACCGUGUCCAGCCGACUGGACGCCUCAGGGGGAGAAAUGUUUCCUGUUCAGUCAGGAUAGGGCCGACUGGAUGAGCAGCCAGUACCGCUGCAUGGCACUGGGAGGCGCUGUGGCCACAGUCAGGACAGAGGAGGAACAGGUGUUCCUGUGGAAAAAGGCCCAGAGUCUGAGCCAGGGAGACUCGUACUGGCUCGGGCUGAGGAGCGGUGGUAGUGACGGUAGCUGGCAGUGGAGCGACGGCUCCCCGGUGGAGAAGGGACCAGAGUUUCGGCUACAUGAGCCUGACAACAGAGACAGCAGGGAGCUGUGUGGUCGAAUCACCCCAGGAGACGACUACAGGAGGAGCUGGUACAUCUCCAGAUGUUCCAACCAGCUGAGGAGGAUCUGUGAGAGGAGACAAGCUACUCUACAGUGAGGGGAGGGGAGAGGAGAGGAGAGGAGAGGA